AAAAAUCCUCGCUGGCCCGGGGCUGAGGGGCCGGGGGUGUGGGCGGCACGGGGCGGCCCUCCCGGCUCGUCAGUCAGGCGUCUGCGUGAGGCCGCGGGGCCUCCCGCCGCUCGGGAGCCGCGGCCGGGCCGGUCCCUGCCCGCGGCGGCGAGGGGCGCCGGGGCGUCCCGGUCUCCGGCACGGGCAGCGAGCGGGGGGGUGGCUCCGGGCCGAGGUUUGGGUGCGGAGCAAAGGCCGGCUGGGGACGAGCGUUGGCGCUCGGCAGAGCCGCGGUGAUGUGCUGCACGCUGCCGACACCGAGGUGUUCUCGGUGAAGGGAACGUGUUCCUGCGGCCGCAGAAACUGGUUGAGAACUUGUGGACAAAUGCAUAGGUUCACGCAUUCAUAUUGUGAUGAAGAGUGAUAAAGAAAUUGUUGGAACACUUCUAGGAUUUGAUGACUUUGUCAAUAUGGUGUUAGAAGAUGUUACAGAAUUUGAGAUUACACCUGAGGGCAGAAGAAUCACAAAGCUAGACCAGAUUUUGCUAAAUGGAAACAACAUAACAAUGGUGUGCAAGGGAAUCACUGGCUUUGUUAAGCACUCCAUAAGCUGGUUCAUACAGUGGCUUUUAACUCAUGAGUGUUUGCCUGCAUAAGUGUGUAGAUGGAAUGCAUCUACACUUUAUCCAUUAUUGUACAUAUAAAUGUGUUUGCAGCAGUUUGGAUGCUUACAAGCUCGUCAAGUUGUUUGGCAGUUAUGAUACCAUGUGAUGCCCAGAGAGCUGUACCUUUACGUGCUCUGAAAAAAUCCCAAGGUCUGUUGGAUUAUACCAAAUCAGAAGCACUAUGAUUUUUAGUUUAUCAUCUGCUGAUGUAUGUAGAUCAGUACUGAAACAGUAAUUAAAUACUGUGAUUAUGCAUCCCUAAGCUGAAUUCUGCAACUUCCUAAAUACCACAAAAGCA
Molecule: messenger RNA, 942 nt
Organism: Aquila chrysaetos chrysaetos
Lineage: Eukaryota; Metazoa; Chordata; Aves; Accipitriformes; Accipitridae
Gene: LSM5
Product: LSM5 homolog, U6 small nuclear RNA and mRNA degradation associated
Exons: 5
Coding region: 393-635 (80 amino acids)
Biological process (GO): mRNA splicing, via spliceosome
Cellular component (GO): Lsm1-7-Pat1 complex; U6 snRNP; U4/U6 x U5 tri-snRNP complex
Molecular function (GO): RNA binding
Source: RefSeq, a predicted model, not a curated record